Messenger RNA from Aspergillus eucalypticola CBS 122712, 1584 nucleotides. Its product is annotated as glycosyltransferase family 31 protein. Gene Ontology annotation, molecular function: acetylglucosaminyltransferase activity. The coding region runs from base 101 to 1534 and encodes 477 amino acids. The record is from RefSeq and is a predicted model, not a curated record. The transcript has a single exon. Lineage: Eukaryota; Fungi; Ascomycota; Eurotiomycetes; Eurotiales; Aspergillaceae.
ACUGAAUCACGCCCUUUCUGACCGGGGUGAGGAUGAUCCUUGUGGUGCACACAAUCUCGCGUACGGGAAGACUCAAUCGCAUCACCGUCAUGACUGAUCCAUGAUGGCUCCGCCGUUGCACCGUCGGUCAUGGCGCCAAUCAAGGGCGUCGGCACUAAUCAUCGCGGCGGCCUUUUUCUCCGCAGGCUUCAUACUAUUCUUCUACUUCAGACCUAGCUAUGUUGCUCCAAUUCCCGAUCUCGAGUCUAGUCCUUCCCUAGCUUCACCCGAUGACACCAAUCCUUGCUUCGUGGAUCUCGAUCUUCUCCGACAACACUCCAGUACCGCCACAGUACAAUAUGCUAGGCUUGAGAUAGCCGUGACACCUACGGCAAACUUCACUGGUUAUGCGGAUACUCUUAGCACGCGCUUUCCCAAGUUUCGCACCGUACACCUAGACACCGAAGCCCAUCGAGAGACUCUGUCGCUGGAAAAAUGUACUGCCACCGUGACCAUCGAGGGGCCUCAGCCCAGUGCACCCCCGGACGCAUCUCAUAUCAUAUUCGGCCUUUCUACAUCGAUUGAUCGCUUGAUUGACUCCCUGGAUGCGUUUGCGCAUUGGGCUGCGGGAACCAAUGCGCAGAUCUUGGCUGUGGUGGAAAGCGGGGGACAAAAGAAGGAGGCUGAGAGACGGGCGCAGGCGCUGGGAAUUCGGCUUACCAUCGUCGAGGAAGAUAAUGAGCGCUUGGAUCGAUACUUCUAUCUGGUGCAGUACUUGUACAAGCACAAGGACAAGUCUACUCAGUGGGUGGUCAUGAUGGAUGAUGAUACAUUCUUCCCGUCAAUGACCCGGCUGGUGGAUCGGUUGACCACCUACGAUGCCUCAAUGCCUCAGUAUGUCGGUGCUGUGACGGAGGAUCUGCAGCAGAUGUACAGUAGUGGCUACAUGGCAUAUGGUGGUGCAGGGAUCUUCCUAUCUCUUCCGCUUCUCGAGCAACUCCAGCCGUGGUUCGAUGAAUGCUACGUGUUCAAAGGGGGUGGUGACCACAUGCUCUCGCAGUGCAUCUAUAAGCACACGAAUACUAAGCUGUCCUGGGAGCGAGAUCUUUUCCAGCUGGAUCUCCGGGGAGAUGCGUCAGGAUUUUACGAGGCUGGGCGGGCUCAGCCUCUCUCGGUACAUCAUUGGAAGUCUUGGUUUCAGGCUGAUAUGGCGGCUCUCAGCAAGGCGUCCAGCAUCUGUGGCGAGGAGUGUUUGCUCCACAGGUGGCUCUUACAGGACGAGUGGUAUCUUGUCAACGGAUUUUCCGUGAUCAAGUAUUCGACCGUGUCAGACGAUCCCUUGGCCAUGGAGCAGACAUGGAAUGCUAGCCAGUAUACUGGUCCGAAUCCGUUUACUUACAGUCUGGGGCCACUACGCCGCAAGGAUGAAAAGAAGAUUUCUUUUCGGAUGAGAGAUGUAGUGCAGGAGAAGGACCGAGUGAGGCAGAUUUAUGUGCAUGAGGUGACACCUGAGGAGGUGGAGGUGUUGGAGGUGGUUUGGAACCAUGCUGCAUAAGAAUGACUGUUCGAUUAGAUACACAUAGAUGUAGAGAGAGAGAGAAAGAC